Heterostelium album PN500 is the source of this 312-nucleotide messenger RNA. It is a transcript of the gene ypel, whose product is annotated as yippee-like protein. NCBI's taxonomy places the organism in Eukaryota, Evosea, Eumycetozoa, Acytosteliales, Acytosteliaceae. Bases 1 to 312 code for a protein of 103 amino acids. The record is from RefSeq and is a predicted model, not a curated record. The transcript is spliced from 5 exons.
AUGGGCAAACUAUUUAUGUAUUAUUUAUCAGGCACCAAUAUAUUUAGUUGUGGAACUUGUAAAGUUCAUUUAGCUUUAUUUGACCAAUUGAUAUCAACAGAUUUCCAAGGCAGAUAUGGUCCUGCUUAUCUUUUUGGUGAAUGUGUAAAUGUUAUUGUAGGAGAAAGUGAAGAUAGAAAUCUUACCACAGGAAUGCAUGUGGUUGCCGAUAUUUAUUGUGUACGGUGCGAUGAACAUCUUGGUUGGAAAUAUGAAUUUGCAAAGGAUGAAUCACAAAAAAACUCUAAUAUAGUAGUAUUUGUAUAUAUUUAA